AUGGAGGGCACCGCGUUGAGAGAUGGGAAGGCCUCUGAGAAGCGGGAAGUCGAGAGACCAGUUUCUGUCAUGAAUAGACGGUUUUCACUGUGGAACUUUUGGAUUGCUUCGUUGGCAUUAAAGCUGCUACUGAUGCCGGAUUAUUACAGCACCGACUUCGAUGUUCACAGGAAUUGGCUGGCGAUAACCAGAAAUCUGCCUCUGAAAGAGUGGUACUACGAAAGCACCAACCAAUGGACGUUGGAUUAUCCUCCAUUCUUUGCUUACUUUGAAUGGUUUCUUUCACUGUUGGUUCCUGGCAAAGUUAGAAACGAUGGCUGCCUCGAUAUAGUUGAAGUGGGUGAGUUUGGCUGGCCGACUGUGGUAUUCCAGCGAUUGACCGUCAUUGCCAGCGAAGUUCUGCUGUUUGUUGUUUUGCAAGUGUACAUCAACACAAGUUCCACAAGUGAAAAGACAAGAAGUUUUGUCGUUGCGUCCAGUAUUGCUCUAUCUCCAGGCUUUUUGAUUAUCGAUCACAUUCACUUCCAGUAUAAUGGGUUCCUCUUUGCCAUAUUGAUAGCUUCGAUUGUUGCUGCGAAGCAUAAGAGAUAUAUGUGGUGUGCAACGUUCUACGCCAUCUCUUUAUGCUUCAAGCAUAUCUUUUUAUAUUUGGCUCCUUGUUAUUUUGUGUUUUUAUUGAGGGCCUAUGUGCUUAACUUCAAAGACUUCCAGUUCAAGAGUUACAAGGACCUGAUCUACAUUGUCCAAUGGAGACAUUUGCUAAAGAUGGGAUCUGCCGUUAUAGGAGUCUUUCUAUUGUGUUUCGGACCCUUUAUCAGCGACAUGCCUCAAUUACUGAGCAGGCUGUUUCCCUUCUCAAGAGGUCUCACACACGCUUAUUGGGCACCCAAUUUUUGGGCCGUAUACUCUCUUCUUGACAGAGUUCUGGCUUUCGUGAUGCUUAAACUGCCCUAUGUGCACAAGUUCGCGACGAAAUUCAUCUCACCUCCAUUGAUUCCAGAAAGUCUGGAAGAGUUGAGACAAAUUCUGCUCGAGAAGAACAGUGGCACUAAAGGCUUGGUACAGGAGGUGUCUUUUACCAUUCUUCCACAGAUAACACCAAAGUUAACUUUCAUUUUGACCGUCUUUUACCAAGCAUUAGCUGUCAUCCCUCUGCUGUUCGAUCCCUCGUUUAAGAGAUUCAUAGGAUCUCUGACUCUCUGCGGCCUCUCAUCAUACCUGUUCGGUUGGCACGUACAUGAGAAGGCGAUAAUGCUGGUAAUUAUUCCCUUUUCCUUUUUGGUAGUUUGUGAUAGACGCUUACUGUCCUCGUUCAUGCUUGUGACGGCUGCAGGCUAUGUUUCGUUGUUCCCGCUGCUUUAUGAGAACCAGGAUUUCUUGUUGAAGUGUUUAUACACCAUUGCAUGGUGCAUCAUAUACUUCUAUGCCCUAAGGAAAACUUCGCAGCUAACUACCAGUGUCGAAAGAAGGGUCUUCUUCCUAGAUCGCCUUUCGACUAUCUAUAUCUUCCUAUUAGUGGUUCUGGUCUUUGGGGUCCAGUUUUUCGAGGUCAUGAAUUGGAGAUAUCAAUCAUUCCAAAAGUUUGAAUUUUUGGGCUUGAUGGCGUAUAGCGUCUAUUGCUCGCUUGGUGUUAUCAGUUCGUGGAUCGGUUUAUCAUGGAUGUUUAAUUUCGAUGAGCCAUUAUGGAUGACAAACGAAUGA
Torulaspora globosa is the source of this 1701-nucleotide messenger RNA. RefSeq names its product dolichyl-P-Glc:Glc1Man(9)GlcNAc(2)-PP-dolichol alpha-1,3-glucosyltransferase (gene ALG8). Gene Ontology annotation, biological process: protein N-linked glycosylation. Gene Ontology annotation, cellular component: endoplasmic reticulum membrane. The transcript has a single exon. Bases 1 to 1701 code for a protein of 566 amino acids. NCBI's taxonomy places the organism in Eukaryota, Fungi, Ascomycota, Saccharomycetes, Saccharomycetales, Saccharomycetaceae. The record is from RefSeq and is a predicted model, not a curated record. Gene Ontology annotation, molecular function: dolichyl pyrophosphate Glc1Man9GlcNAc2 alpha-1,3-glucosyltransferase activity.